UGAACCGGAAGUGCGUUGGCUUUCAAUCACUUUCAUCAUUCAGUUGAGUCCGUAUGGUUGAGUCUCGUGCCUCUGAAUUACAGUAUCUCUGAAAGAAGCCAUGCUGCGCUUGACAACCCUGUGUUCAUUUGUCCUCUGCUUGUCUCUGGUUUUCUCAAAUCCAUUGCCAAAUAAUGAUCCUGAUGGCUCAAUUGAUAAAAGCACCACUUUACUGGCCGCAGCAAAUGCCAAUGAGCAUCCAAUGACAUCAAAUAAUAUCCCUGAAAAUAAAGAUGAUGCUGCUGGUGAUGGUAAAGAUCCAGGUAUUGCAGUUGCAAAGACAGAUGCAGACAACAACACCUCACCUGAUGUCAACCAACACGUUAGUAAUGAGGAAACAGAACCUAAAACGCCUGAAGCGGGUUCAAAGGAGAAAAACACACCUGGACCUGAUGACAAACCUGAGGAAACGGCUGAUGGAGAAGGCACAAAUGAAGUCGGAAGUGAAGGAGAGAUGCACUCCACAGCCGAGCAGAAUAAAGCAGCUGGUGACCAAAACAUCCCUGAUCCUGAUGAAGAUCAAUCAAUAAAAGAGAAGACUCCUGAAGAGGGAGAACCAACGGACUCUAAACCUACUGACGAUGAACCACUCGUUGAAAAAACUGACGAGAAGCCCAACACACCUGAUGAAGAAACUGUUGAUGGCGAAGCUGAAACUAAUGUUGAUGAAGGACAGAACACAACUGAUGAUGAUGAUGAGGAUAAAACCGACUCUGAUGAAGAGGAUGACGAAAACCAGACCGAAUCUGAGGCUCCUCCGGGCAGCCAAGAGGGAAAAACUGAAGAUGACACUGAGCAAGAUGUGGGUGACGGUGGCGAUGCUGAUACUGGUGAUUUUCUUUCAGGUGAACUGGGUAAAUCUGACCCCAAGGUCCUGGAAAAGAACUGGAAAGCGAAGGAGGAUAACGAGUUCGAGGAGAGCGCCGAGAGCAGCCACUUCUUCGCCUAUCUGGUGGCGGCCAUCAUUCUGGUGGCGGUGCUUUAUAUCGCCAGUCACAACAAGCGCAAGAUCAUUGCUUUUGUCGUUGAGGGUCGGAGGUUAAGAGGCUCGCGCAGACCCAAAACAUCGGAUUACCAAAAACUCGACCAGCAUUGAGAAAGUGCAGUCCGACGAGUCAGCAGGGGAUGAAUGGAAAUAUUUGAACUGUGAUCUUGAAACUUGAAUUAUUAAUAAUGCGACGUAUAUUAACACAGCAGAUCCUCACUAACUCGUCUUCAUCCGCUCAUAGCAUGUCAGGUAUGGUGGAAACAUAGAGCCGUGAUAACUGAGCUUCAUUCAUUUACUGGUACAAAUACAUAAAUCAGGUUCAUUAUAGCGGUACAUACUGUAGAUGUCGGUUCAGUCUGUGUCCUCUCUUUCCAUUUAUUUCCCCAGCCUCUUUGCUUGAGUUUCCUUGUUUGUUUUCUCUUUCCUCGAGUUAUAGCUGGGCGAGUUGUGUAAUACAGACGGAAACUGCGUGUAUAUCUUUGAGAGUGUGUUGGUUGUGGAUGUUUCGUGGGUAACUGGGAAUGAUUUUUGAAUCAGAGUUGUGCUGUACGAGUUCUUGAAGCGGAUCACACGCGUGAAGGGUGUGUGAAUUGCACUUUCUGUCAGUGUACAUGUGUAAAGGAGUUAUUAAUCUGCGCUACAGAUAUUCUACACACUAAGAAUGAUGAAUCAUCUUCACACACGCUCAACAAUAAGGAUGUUUUCAGUU
Messenger RNA from Pimephales promelas (fathead minnow), 1736 nucleotides. RefSeq names its product trans-golgi network protein 2 (gene tgoln2). Lineage: Eukaryota; Metazoa; Chordata; Actinopteri; Cypriniformes; Leuciscidae. The record is from RefSeq and is a predicted model, not a curated record.